CCUCUGCCCUGCACGCCAAGGCCAAGAACAUCCAUCCUCUCCCGAUUCGAAUACCCUGCAGGCUAAUCUCAUCUCAAGAGCAGAGUGUGUCAUUCCCCAUUCUCUUCCCUUCCCGAGUUGCCACUCACUGUUGCUUUGCUGCAGCCUGAAGGGGAAGGAAAGCAGAAAUCUGCUGUUGGCUGAUGAGAUCCAUCCAUGCGGAUGCAAUCCACCACACCAGCAGCAGCAACAAAGCUAGCAUUUUUCAUCUGAUUCAUUUUUCAUCUCUGCUUCAUUUCCUUCCAUCAUUGUAAAAUAACAACAAUAUCUACUGCUGCGAUGGCAACGGAGAUGCCGCCGCUUCUCGCCCUCUUCUUCCUCUGCCUCUCGCUUGCGCUGCGCCCCGCCACCGCCGUCUCUUCCCCGUCCUUCGCCCUCGACUUCUUCCCCGCCGCCGGCGCCAUUGCGCAGCUCUCCCUCUCCGGCGGCGCCACCGCCAAUGCCACCGCGGGUUCCGUCUCCAUGCCCAUCCCCGACGCACGGGUGCAGUACAGGACCCCCAUUGCCGCGUCCGCCCUCCGCCUCGGAUUCUCCACCUACUUCGCCUUCGCCCUCCCUCACGCCCCGUCCUCCCUCGCCUUCUUCCUCACACCCUCCGCCUCCCGCUCGCCCCCGGCCCUCGCACUCGUCUUCUCCGCGCGCCACAUCCGCCUCGACCUCGCCGGCCGCACCGCCCUCCAGACGGAGACACGCCAUCCCGUUCCCACCACCGCAAGCCACCUGCAUGCCUGGAUUGACUACUACCACAGCAACUCUUCUUCCAGUUCCGCCGACACGGACACUCUCCACGUACAACUCGCCGCCACGCGCAUCCCCACCGCCAACCACCACCCGACCCCGACCCCGCCGCUCCUCUCCUACCCGCUCCAUCUGCUCCCCGUCCUCCGCAGGGGCCCCAUCCUUGCCGGAUUCCGGACCUCCUCCGGGAACUGCACGCUCUUCAGCUGGGCGUUCCGCGCAGCUCCCAACCGGAUGCACUCUCUGCCGCUCAACCCCGCCGACCUGCUCACCACGCCGCCGCCAGAGCGCGAAGCCAGAGCCAGCCAGCCAGCCCCCGACCGCCGCUACAGCAGCCCCUGGGGCGCCGCACUGUCCCUGCUGCUCGCGGCCGCGGCCGGCGCAAUGCUCACCUUCAUUGUGCUCUUCCUCUGGUAUUACGCGACCAAGCGCCGGCCCGUCGCGCCGGUGGAGUACCCCAUGCACCCCUCGCACGUCGUCUACGAGAAGAUUGUGCUCGUCGGGGUCAAGGACGACGCCGCGGCUGCCGAUGCCGCCGGGAACAAGUAGAUGCUCCUACCACCACCACAAAGCAAGUAGAUGCUGCCUUGCUUACCCACUUCACUAGUUCACUUCUGCUGCAUUUGCAUUUGCAACUGUGUUGUAGUUACUAGUACUAGUAAAGUAGUAAUGGUGGAAACUGCAGAUUUUGCCUCCCAAACCCAACAGGGCAAACUCUGCACUUUCCACCUUCAGUUAGCUUGUACAAGAGUGCUUCCUGUUGUUUUUGUGAUCUUUGUCCCUAGUUAAAUUGCAACACCGUCGGUACUGAUGUAUUUCCUUCCUUGCACUGAUGCUGCUUAGUAAUUUGCUUCUC
This is a messenger RNA of Zea mays, 1633 nucleotides long. Its product is annotated as legume lectins beta domain containing protein. Lineage: Eukaryota; Viridiplantae; Streptophyta; Magnoliopsida; Poales; Poaceae. The coding region runs from base 319 to 1326 and encodes 335 amino acids. The record is from RefSeq and is marked validated. The transcript has a single exon.